GCCUAUUUUUGUUAGAUGAUCCUAGUAAUUUUUUUCUUCAAUGAAGGAAAUGGUACCCCAAGCAGACAGAAAAUCAAAGAGAAUACUACCGAACUGAGCCAACAUGGACAAAAUUCAGAAACGAAUGUCUAUAACUGGUUCCAGAACCGGCGUGCACGAUCCAAAAGGAAAAUGCAGAAUGCAACCGGCAACAAUACUGAAUCUGAAGCAGAAGCAGAAGUUGAGUCACCAAAGGAGAUGAAGACAAAACCUGAGAUCUUUCAAUCUCAGCAGAAUCCUGUAUCAAGGAACGAAGAUUUGUGCUUCCACAGCCCUGAGAUUAGCUCAGAUCUUCAUUUUGCUGAUUCACAGACCAAAGUGGAGAGCAUGGUUUAUUCAGAUGGCAGUUUGAGAUCCAGGAAUAGGAACCUAGGCCAGCUAUCUUUCUAUGAUGCCAUGCUGCCAAAUCCAGGCGGUCUUGCAGGAAAUGAGCAUCUGGGUGGGAAGAUGGAGGUACCAGGAGCCUAAGGUCUGUAUCAUUCUGCGGAAGACUUCGGCAUGAGUGGAUGAUGCUGAUCGGUGCCAUGGAUCUGCCCCCCCCUCUCUUUUCUUCCAUAUAGCAUAACUUGCCUGCCAUGCUAAUGCUGAUGCUGAUGUUUAGCUUUUGCCGCUUGCGGCGUCAUAGCUUGGUCGGAGCCUAAUCUUACAGAGUUGGAUAUUCGGUUUGCUUUUUGUGAAGGAACUGAUUUUACUGAGGAUCAUACACUAGUUUGACUAGUUUGUUUGGAUUUUUGAUGGACUAGUGUCGCACAAAUUUGUUUACGGGAGCGGGAUGAGCGCUGUAUAUUCUAUUCAAAUCACUCUGGCUCUUGCAAUUUCAGAAUGCGGGCAUUUAGAUAGACCGUGGAGUUAGGCCCAUUUUUUCCUUCUGUCGUAGUGGCUUACCUACUGUUGGAGAAGAAUCUGGGAAACUUUGUGUUUGAUCUAGUUAUGUA
Molecule: messenger RNA, 974 nt
Organism: Eucalyptus grandis
Lineage: Eukaryota; Viridiplantae; Streptophyta; Magnoliopsida; Myrtales; Myrtaceae
Product: WUSCHEL-related homeobox 8-like
Exons: 2
Coding region: 16-507 (163 amino acids)
Molecular function (GO): DNA binding; DNA-binding transcription factor activity
Source: RefSeq, a predicted model, not a curated record